Messenger RNA from Pelobates cultripes (western spadefoot toad), 237 nucleotides. Lineage: Eukaryota; Metazoa; Chordata; Amphibia; Anura; Pelobatidae. The record is from the annotation of a GenBank genome assembly.
AUGUCCCAAAAACAAUUGACUCCCAAAAAACACGCCUUAGAGGCACGGAAAUGGUCACACAAGACUGCCAAGGCCCUGGCCCUCAGCCCUGACUCACCACAUCCGCAUCGACACACCAGCAAGCAAUCGCACCGAUACACUAACUAUAAACAACCCACGAACACCCAGAGGCCACGUCAUAGGGAAAAGUGGGUUCAAGACUCCCAGACAGAAUCCAGAGUACGAUCGGAGAAGCCG